Messenger RNA from Poecilia latipinna (sailfin molly), 13979 nucleotides. Its product is annotated as ryanodine receptor 2-like. The record is from RefSeq and is a predicted model, not a curated record. NCBI's taxonomy places the organism in Eukaryota, Metazoa, Chordata, Actinopteri, Cyprinodontiformes, Poeciliidae. The coding region runs from base 74 to 11287 and encodes 3737 amino acids. Gene Ontology annotation, biological process: striated muscle contraction; intracellular calcium ion homeostasis; release of sequestered calcium ion into cytosol by sarcoplasmic reticulum. Gene Ontology annotation, cellular component: sarcolemma; smooth endoplasmic reticulum; sarcoplasmic reticulum membrane. The transcript has 87 exons. Gene Ontology annotation, molecular function: ryanodine-sensitive calcium-release channel activity; protein binding; calcium ion binding.
UAAAGAUGUCAGCACUCUGAAGUACUUCACCAUCUGUGGCCUGCAGGAAGGCUAUGAGCCAUUCGCCGUCAAUAUGAACCGGGAUGUAACCAUGUGGCUCAGCAAGAGGCUGCCUCAGUUUGUGCCUGUGCCCCCCAACCACCAACACAUUGAGGUGACCAGGAUGGAUGGAACAGUGGAGUUGUGUCCCUGUCUUAAGGUCACCCAGAGGUCAUUUGGUUCCCAGAACAGUUACAAUGACAUCACUUUCUACAGGCUGAGCAUGCCUAUAGAGUGCGCUGAAUCCAGAUCCCCAUCUUAUGACAGCCUGUUCUCACCGAAGAGGGAGCUGGAGGAUUUUGAAACUGUGUCAGACUUUGAAGUCUUGUUGAAGUCAUCUCAUGGUCCCAAUGGUCCCAGUGGACAUGACAGAGAUGAAUUCAACAACCACAAAGACUACACCCAGGAGAAGCCCUCCAAGCUAAAGCAACGGUUCACGCUGAAGAAAAACAAGCCAGACAACAGCUGUCCAUCAUCUGCUCGCCUGUCAGAGGAAGUGGCGGUCGAAGACAGAGAGGGCUAUGAAGUCCUAAUGCAAGCUUCUACAUACUACUACUCAGUGCGGAUCUUCCCUGGUCAGGAGCCCAGCAGUGUGUGGGUCGGGUGGGUUACCUCUGACUUCCAUCAGUAUGACCCAAGCUUUGAGCUGAACAAAGUCCGAACUGUCACAGUUACCUUGGGAGAUGAGAAAGGAAAGGUUCAUGAGAGCAUAAAGCGCAGUAACUGCUACAUGGUGUGGGCUGGAGAGAGCAGCAGCCCAGGACAGGGCAGGAACAAUAACGGCCUGGAGAUCGGUUGCCUGGUGGACACAACAAACGGCCUGCUGUCCUUCACAGCCAAUGGGAAAGAGCUCAGCAUGUACUACCAGGUGGAGCCCAGUACAAAACUGUUUCCUGCUGUUUUUGCCAAGGCCACCAGUCCCAACGUCUUCCAGUUUGAACUUGGCCGGAUUAAGAAUGUGAUGCCUCUGUCAGCCGGUUUGUUUAAAAGUGAGAGGAAGAACCCAGCUCCCCAGUGUCCCCCGCGCCUCCAUGUCCAGUUUCUCACUCCAGUGUUAUGGAGCCGUGUUCCCAACCACUUCCUCAAGGUUUCAGCUUCCAGAGUGAAUGAUCGACAUGGCUGGCAGGUGCAGUGUAGCGAUCCCCUGCAGUUCAUGUCUCUCCACAUACCUGAGGAGAACAGGUCGGUGGAUAUCCUGGAGCUGUCAGAGCAGAAGGGCUUAUUAAAGUUUCACUACCACACUCUCAGACUGUACUCUGCAAUCUGCGCCUUGGGGAACAAUAGAGUGGCUCAUGCUCUGUGCUCUCACAUCGAUGAGGCCCAGCUCCUACAGGCUAUAGAGAACAAGUACAUGCCAGGUUUGCUUCGUGCGGGCUACUAUGACCUCCUCAUCGACAUCCACCUGAGGAGCUAUGCAACAGCUCGGCUGAUGAUGAAUAAUGAGUACAUUGUGCCCAUGACACAUGAAACAAAAAGCAUCACAUUGUUUCCAGAUGACCUGAAGAAGCAUGGCCUGCCAGGCAUCGGACUCAGCACAUCCCUGAGACCCAGAAUGCACUUCUCCUGUCCAAGCUUUAUACGUGUGACUGAGUCCUCAUGCCAUGACAAUGGAAACAGUGGACCAGGAAAUUAUUUCCAGUACAGUCCCGAAUUCCCUUUAGAUAUUUUAAAAGUGAAAACUAUUGAGAUGCUGACGGAGGCAGUGCUGGAGGGAAGCAUGCAUGUUCGGGAUCCAGUAGGGGGCAGCACAGAGUUGCUGUUCGUCCCUCUUAUCAAGCUGGUCUACACCAUGCUCAUCAUGGGAAUUUUCCAAAAUGGAGAUCUAAAAAACAUUCUCCAACUCAUUGAACCAUCUGUGUUCUCUGAACCAAGAGACGGGCAGGAAGAGCUUCCCAGAGAGCUGGAGAUGCUGAAGAACGUGGAAACAGCCGGAAGAGGAGAGAAUGGAGGGAGGAACCUGCCGAAGGAAGGGCUGCUGCAGAUGAAGCUGCCAGAGCCCGUUAAACUGCAGAUGUGCCAUGUGCUGCAGUACCUAUGUGACUGCCAGGUGCGCCAUCGUAUCGAGGCGGUGGUGGCCUUCUCCGAUGACUUUGUUGCUUGUCUCCAAGACAACCAGCGCUUUCGCUACAAUGAAGUGAUGCUGGCUCUGAACAUGUCUGCUGCACUCACUGCCAAGAAAACCAAAGAGUUCAGAUCUCCCCCACAGGAACAGAUCAAUAUGCUGCUGAACUUCAAGGAUGACAAGCAGGAAUGUCCCUGUCCGGAAUAUAUCCGGGAGCAGCUACUGGACUUCCAUGAAGAUCUGAUGAGACACUGUGAGCUGGACGAGGAGAGAGGAAUAGAUGGGGACAGUGAUUUCACCAUUCGAGGUCGUCUCAUGUCGCUGGUGGAGAAGGUGUCCUACCUGAAGAAGAAGAUGGGCAGCCUGCCCAAGGAAAAAAAGGACAGGAAACCCAGUACCUUACAGCAGCUUAUCUCUGAUACAAUGGUCCGCUGGGCUCAGGAGUCGGUUAUAGAGGAUCCAGAGCUAGUGAGAGCCAUGUUUGUCCUUCUACACCGCCAGUAUGAUGGCAUUGGAGGACAGGUUCGAGCUCUUCCUAAAGCCUACACUAUCAACUCCGUUUCCAUAGAGGACACCAUCAACCUGCUGGCUGCCCUGGGUCAGAUCCGCUCUCUGCUGAGCGUCCGGAUGGGCAGAGAGGAGGAAAAGCUGAUGAUCAGAGGGCUUGGUGAUAUAAUGAACAACAAGGUGUUCUACCAGCAUCCCAACCUGAUGAGAGCUCUGGGCAUGCAUGAGACGGUCAUGGAGGUCAUGGUUAACGUUCUCAGUGGAGGAGACUCCAAGGAAAUCACCUUUCCUAAAAUGGUGGCCAACUGUUGUCGGUUUUUGUGCUACUUCUGCCGAAUCAGCCGCCAGAACCAGAAGGCCAUGUUUGACCAUCUGAGCUAUUUGCUGGAGAACAGCAGCGUAGGCCUUGCCUCUCCUUCCAUGCGUGGAUCCACUCCUCUGGACGUGGCUGCAGCAUCAGUCAUGGAUAACAAUGAACUGGCUCUAGCUCUAAGAGAACCAGAGCUGGAAAAGGUGGUGCAGUAUCUGGCUGGCUGUGGGCUGCAGAGCUGUGUAAUGCUGGUGCAUAAGGGAUACCCAGACAUCGGCUGGAACCCUGUGGAGGGGGAGCGCUACCUGGACUUUCUGCGUUUUGCUGUCUUCUGCAAUGGGGAGAGCGUGGAAGAGAACGCCAACGUUGUGGUGAGGCUUCUUAUUCGCCGGCCUGAAUGUUUUGGCCCCGCUCUUCGAGGUGAAGGCGGUGAUGGCUUGCUUGCAGCAAUGGAGGAAGCCAUCAGAAUCUCUCAGGAUCCUUCCAGAGACGGGCCAUCUCCGGUGUCUGAGAGCAGCAGAACACUUGACAUGCUGGAUGAAGAGGAGGAUGAUACCAUCCACAUGGGCAAUGCCAUUAUGACCUUCUACUCUGCACUUAUUGAUCUGCUGGGCCGCUGUGCUCCAGAGAUGCAUCUGAUCCAUGCUGGCAAAGGUGAAGCCCUCCGCAUCAGAGCCAUUUUAAGGUCCCUGAUUCCCAUCGAAGACCUGGUGGGAGUCAUCAGCAUCCCCUUCUCCAUGCCCAACCUGGCUAAAGAUGGGACAGUUGUGGAGCCAGACAUGUCAGCAGGUUUCUGUCCAGACCAUAAAGCAGCCAUGGUCCUUUUCCUGGACCGGGUCUAUGGUAUAGAAGACCAGAAUUUCCUCCUCCACCUUCUUGAGGUUGGAUUCCUGCCAGAUCUCAGAGCUGCUGCCUCUCUGGAUACUGCUGCCCUCAGUGCCACAGAUAUGGCCCUGGCCCUCAACAGGUACCUGUGUACAGCGGUGCUGCCCCUCCUCACCAAAUGUGCUCCUCUGUUUGCGGGGACUGAGCCGUUCGCCUCUCUGAUCGACUCCCUCCUCCACACGGUGUACCGCCUGUCCAAAGGCUGCUGCCUUACCAAAGCUCAGAGGGAUGCUAUAGAGGAGUGUCUGCUGGCUGUUUGUGGUAAGCUGAGGCCUUCAAUGAUGCAGCACCUGCUGAGGAGGCUGGUGUUCGACGUUCCCCUGCUGAAUGAACACACCAAGAUGCCUCUGAAGCUGCUGACCAAUCACUAUGAGCGCUGCUGGAAGUAUUACUGCCUGUCUGGAGGCUGGGGCAGCUUUGGAGUGGCUUCAGAUGAAGAGCUUCACCUCUCCAGGAAACUGUUCUGGGGAAUAUUUGAUGCUCUGUCCUGCAAGCGUUAUGACCAGGAGCUGUUUAAGCUGGCACUGCCAUGUCUGAGCGCGGUGGCUGGUGCUCUUCCUCCAGACUACAUGGAGUCCAACUACAUGGCCCUGAUGGAGAAACAGUCCUCCAUGGAUUCAGAGGGAAACUUCAACCCACAACCUGCAGACACCACUAAUGUAACUGUUCCUGAAAAGCUGGACUAUUUUAUAACCAGAUAUGCUGAGCACAACCAUGAGAGGUGGUGCAUAGAGAAGUUUUCCCAUGGCUGGACAUAUGAAGAACACCUGUGUGAGAGCAGUAAGACCCAUCCCCUGCUGAAGCCGUACAAAGCUCUGUCUGAGAAGGACAAGGAGGCGUACUGCUGGUCUGUCAGAGAGUCUCUGAAGACGAUGCUGUCAUGGGGCUGGAGCAUCGACAGAAGCAGAGAGGGAGACACCGCCACCCUCCACAACAAAUCCAGACGGAUAUCACAGGCCAGCCAGCUGUCUUUUGAAGGAGCUCCAGCUUUCAGCCCAAGACCUGUUGACAUGAGCAAUGUUACACUGUCCAGAGAUAUGCAGUCUAUGGCUGAGCUGCUUGCUGAAAAUUAUCAUAAUAUCUGGGCAAGACAAAAGAAAAUGGAGCUAGAAGCUAAAGGUGGAGGAAGACAUCCUCUUCUAGUUCCCUAUGACACGCUGACUGCCAAAGAGAAAUCCAAGGACCGAGAAAAAGCUCAAGACAUUCUCAAGUUUCUCCAGAUCAACGGUUACAUCGUAUCCAGAGGAAAGAAGUCUCCAGAGCUGGACACUCCAGCAAUUGAGAAGAGGUUUGCCUACACCUUCCUCCAGAAGCUCAUCACAUAUGUAGACCAGGCUCAUCAGCAUAUGAUGGAGUUUGAUGUGGGAGCAAAGCUGAAAGGAGGAAAGAUUCCUCAUGAACAGCAAAUAAAGUUCUUUGGAAAGGUUGUUUUGCCGUUGGUGGAUCAGUACUUUAAAAACCACAGGCUGUACUUCCUGUCCACAGCCAUUCAUCCAAUCAGCAGUGGAGGCCAUGCCUCAAAUAAGGAGAAGGAGAUGGUGACUAGUCUUUUUUGCAAACUUGGAGUUCUUGUCAGACAUAGGAUAUCCUUGUUCGGGAACAAUGCAACAUCAAUCGUCAACUGUCUGCAGAUACUAGGACAGAGUCUAGAUGCCAGGACAGUAAUGAAGACUGGGCUGGAGUCAGUGAAGGCAGCUCUGUGGUCCUACUUUGAUAGUGUGGCAGAAGAUUUGGAGAAAACUCAGGAGAACCUGAAGCUGGGCCAGUUCACCCACUCCAGAGAGCAACCACGUGGCGUCACUCAGAUCAUCAACUACACCACCUUCGCCCUGCUGCCGGUGCUCUCCUCCCUGUUUGAGCACAUCGGGCAGAACAUGUUUGGAGAGGACCUAAUGUUGGAUGAAGUCCAGGUCUCCUGCUACAGAAUACUGAAUAGUCUCUACUUCCUGGGAACCAACAAAAGUAUCUAUGUGGAGAGACAGCGGCCAGCUUUAGGAAAGUGUUUAGCUGCCUUCUCAGCAGCCUUCCCUGUCGCCUUCCUGGAGCCACAGCUCAACAAGUUUAACGGCUUCUCCAUUUACAACAAAGCAAGCAAAGACAGGACAGCUUUGGGUCUGCCAGGGCCAGUUGGGGAGGUGUGUCCUUUGGUUCCAAACCUCGAAAAGUCUCUGGAGGAAAUCAUGGAGCUGGCUGAGUCUGGCAUGAAGUAUACUCAGAUGCCUCAUGUAAUGGAGGUAGUGUUGCCCAUGUUGUGCAGCUAUAUGUCGCAUUGGUGGGAGCAUGGACCAGAAAGCAAUCCUGACAAGGACGACAGCUGCUGCACAUCUGUUACCUCUGAGCACAUGAAUACACUGCUGGGAAACAUUCUGAAAAUCAUCUACAACAACCUGGGAAUCGACGAGGGCGCCUGGAUGAAAAGACUGGCUGUCUUUUCCCAGCCAAUCAUCAGCAAAGCUAAAGCCCAACUAUUACACACACACUUCCUGCCUCUCAUGGAUAAACUCAAAAAGAAAGCUGCAGUGGUUCUGACAGAUGAGGAGCAGAGCAGGGCUGAAGGGAGAGGUGAGAUGUCUGAGACAGAGCUCCUCAUCAUGGAUCAGUUCACCAUACUGGUCAGAGACCUGUAUGCUUUCUACCCUCUUCUCAUACGAUUUGUGGACUACAACAGAGGAAGAUGGCUAAAAGAGUCCAACCCAGAGGCAGAAGAGCUGUUCAGAAUGGUGGCUGAAGUUUUCAUAUUUUGGGCCAAGUCUCAUAACUUCAAGAGAGAAGAGCAGAAUUUUGUGGUCCAGAAUGAAAUCAACAACAUGUCAUUCCUUAUCUCUGACACCAAGUGCAAGAUGUCAAAGGGUAUAGUUUCAGACCAGGAGAGGAAGAAGAUGAAGAGGAAGGGUGAUCGGUACUCGACUCAGACCAGUUUGAUUGUGGCCACGCUGAAACGCCUGCUGCCUGUGGGACUGAACAUCUGUGCUCCAGGAGAACAGGAGCUCAUCGCCCUGGCUAAGAACCGAUUCACACAGAAAGACACGGAGGAUGAGGUUCGAGAGAUCAUCAGGAACAAUCUCCAUUUACAAGGGAAGCUGGAAGAUCCAGCAAUUCGCUGGCAGAUGGCUUUGUACAGAGACCUGCCCUACCACUAUGAGGACGCAUCGGACCCAGAAAAGACUGUGAAAAGAGUCCUGGACAUUGCUCAUGUCCUCUUCCACCUAGACCAGGUAGAGCAUCCUCAGCGCAGCAAGAAGGCUGUAUGGCAUAAACUGCUGUCCAAGCAAAGGAAGCGAGCCGUGGUUGCUUGUUUCAGGAUGGCACCUCUCUAUAACCUUCCUAGGCACAGAGCUGUGAACUUGUUCUUGCAAGGCUAUGAGAAGUCCUGGAUUGAGGCAGAAGAGCAUUAUUUUGAAGACAAACUCAUCGAGGACCUUGCUAAAGCAGGUGAAAGAGAGCCAUCUGAAGAAGAGGAGGGCAUAAAACACAUCGAUCCACUCCAUCAACUUAUCCAGCUGUUCAGCAGAACAGCCCUCACUGAGAAAUGUAAGCUGGAUGAAGAUAACCUUUACAUGGCGUAUGCUGACAUCAUGGCUAAGAGUUGUCAUGAUGAGGAGGAUGAAGAAGGAGAAGUUAAAAGCUUUGAAGAGAAGGAGAUGGAGAAGCAAAAGUUGCUGUAUCAGCAGGCCCGACUGCACGACCGUGGAGCUGCAGAGAUGGUCCUUCAAACCAUCAGCGCCAGCAAAGGUGUUAUGGGCCCUAUGGUUGCAUCCACUCUGAAGCUGGGUAUAGCCAUUCUCAAUGGAGGAAACUCAACUGUACAGCAGAAAAUGUUGGAUUAUCUAAAGGAUAAGAAGGAUGUGGGUUUCUUCCAAAGUCUGGCUGGUCUAAUGCAGUCCUGCAGUGUUCUGGAUCUGAAUGCAUUUGAGAGGCAGAACAAAGCAGAGGGGCUGGGCAUGGUGACAGAGGAGGGAUCAGUCAUCACUCAUGAGCGUGGUGAGAAGGUCAUGCAGGAUGAUGAGUUCACCUGUGACCUUUUCCGCUUCCUGCAGCUGCUUUGCGAAGGACACAACUCGGAUUUCCAGAACUACUUGAGGACACAAACUGGGAACAAUACAACCGUCAACAUCAUUAUCUCUACUGUUGACUACUUACUCAGAGUUCAGGAGUCUAUCAGUGACUUUUACUGGUAUUAUUCUGGGAAGGAUGUUAUUGAUGAGCAGGGCCAGAGGAAUUUCUCCAAGGCAAUCAAUGUGGCCAAACAGGUGUUCAACACGCUUACAGAGUACAUCCAGGGACCGUGCACAGGCAACCAGCAGAGUCUGGCACACAGUCGCUUGUGGGAUGCUGUGGUUGGCUUCCUGCAUGUCUUUGCUCACAUGCAGAUGAAAUUAUCUCAGGACUCCAGUCAGAUUGAGUUACUAAAAGAACUGAUGGAUCUGCAGAAAGACAUGGUGGUUAUGUUGCUGUCUAUGCUGGAAGGUAAUGUAGUAAAUGGGACAAUUGGCAAACAAAUGGUUGAUAUGUUGGUGGAAUCGUCCAACAACGUGGAGAUGAUCCUCAAGUUCUUUGACAUGUUCCUGAAACUGAAAGACCUGACCUCCUCUGAUGGUUUCAAGGAGUAUGACCCCGAUGGAAAAGGUGUCAUCUCCAAAAGGGACUUCCAUAAAGCCAUGGAGAGCCACAAACACUACACCCAGUCUGAAACGGACUUCCUCCUCUCCUGUGCUGAGACUGAUGAGAAUGAACUUCUGGACUAUGAGGAGUUUGUGAUGCGUUUUCAUGAACCUGCUAAGGACAUUGGCUUCAAUGUGGCAGUUUUGUUGACAAAUCUGUCCGAGCACAUGCCUCAUGACACCCGCCUGCAGACCUUCCUGGAGCUGGCCGAGAGCGUCCUCAACUACUUCCAGCCAUAUCUGGGCCGGAUCGAGAUCAUGGGCAGCGCCAAGCGCAUUGAGCGGGUUUACUUUGAAAUCAGUGAGUCCAGUCGGACACAGUGGGAGAAACCUCAGGUUAAAGAAUCAAAACGCCAGUUCAUCUUCGAUGUGGUGAAUGAAGGUGGAGAGAAAGAGAAGAUGGAGCUGUUUGUGAAUUUCUGUGAGGACACCAUCUUUGAAAUGCAGCUAGCAGCGCAGAUGUCCGAUGCUGGCGAGCGCUCAGCUGUGAAAGAGGAGAGUGAGCGAGAGAAAUGUGACGAGGAAAACCCUGACAUGGGCUUCUUCUCUAUGUCUACUGUGCGCUUGGCUUUAAUCGCCCUUCGUUAUAACGUCAUGUUGCUCAUAAAGGUGCUGUCAAUGAAGAGCCUAAAGAAACAAAUGAAGAAGAUCAAGAACAUGACACUGAAAGACCUGGUGACCACUCUGGUGUCUUUCUACUGGUCAGUGCUGCUGGGUCUCCUCCAUGUGACCUUCAGUGUGGCUCGAGGAUUUUGCAGAAUCUUCUACAAUACCUUCAUGGGAGGGAAUUUAGUAGAGGGAGCCAAAGCUGUCAAGGUGUCAGAACUGCUGGCCACCAUGCCUGAUCCCACCCAGGACGAGGUCCGCGGUGAAGGAGACGAGAGAGAGAAGAGGCUGUCUGAGCGCAGCUCCCCGAAGGAGGACCUGGCUGAUCUAGCAGUUAAUACCAGUGAAACUGAGCUGCUGUCUGACAUUUUUGGUCUUGACUUGAGAAGAGAGGGGGGACAGUACAAAAUCACCCCCCAUAACCCCAACGCUACCCUCACAGAGCUCCUCAACUCCCCAGUGCCCCCCUCAGCGCCGCCCCCUGCUCCACAGCCAGAACUCAAACAAAGACAUCAGUCAAAGAGUGGUUCCUCUGAAAAGAAGGAAGAAAUACCAGAAGCUGAAGUUGAACCUGAAAAAAUGUCAGAAGAGGAACAUGUGGUGAAGCAAGAGAAACAAGUGAAGAAUGAGAAGAUGAAAUCAAAAGUGAGAAAACAUCACAACUCAAAGUCUGAUGAACCAGAUCUGCAGGAGUCGGCUGUCCUGAAGAAAAUCCUGGCCUACCAGAGGAAACUGCUGAACUACUUUGCCAGAAACUUCUACAACAUGAGGAUGCUGGCCCUGCUUGUUGCAUUUGCAAUUAAUUUUAUACUUCUAUUCUAUAAGGUUUCUACUUCUUCCUCCCUGGUGGAAGAGAAGGAAGCUGCUCACAGCAGCAGCCAUGCAGACAGCAGUGUCCAGUGGGAUCCACUGCUUGGAGAAAGGCUGGAAUCGAACGAACGGGUGUCGGAUGAGACGGGCGAGCCUCUGAAGCCGGUCUCAGUGCGUUUUGUUCUGGAGGAAAGCAGCGGAUACAUGGAGCCCAUGUUGCGGAUCCUAGCUGUUCUCCACACCGUCAUUUCUUUCUUCUGCAUCAUCGGAUACUACUGUCUGAAGGUUCCACUGGUAAUCUUCAAACGUGAAAAGGAAGUGGCCAGGAAGCUUGAAUUUGAUGGUCUUUACAUCACCGAGCAACCAUCUGAGGACGACAUUAAAGGACAGUGGGACAGACUUGUGAUCAACACUCAAUCCUUCCCCAACAACUACUGGGAUAAGUUUGUCAAGAGGAAGGUGAUGGAUAAGUAUGGGGAGUUUUAUGGCCAUGACCGCAUCAGUGAGCUGCUGGGGUUGGACAAGGCUGCUCUGGAUUUCAGUGAUGCUCACAAGAAAAGAAAACCCAGGAAAGACAGUUCACUGGCUGCUGUGCUCAACUCCAUCGAUGUGAAGUAUCAGAUCUGGAAGCUUGGGGUUGUUUUUACUGAUAAUUCCUUCCUGUAUCUGGCCUGGUACAUGACCAUGUCCAUCCUGGGUCACUAUAACAACUUCUUCUUUGCUGCCCAUCUGCUGGACAUUGCUAUGGGCUUCAAGACCCUGCGGACCAUCCUGUCUUCAGUCACACAUAAUGGCAAACAGCUUGUGCUCACUGUCGGUCUGUUAGCAGUGGUGGUUUACCUCUACACAGUGGUUGCCUUCAACUUCUUUAGAAAGUUUUACAACAAAAGUGAAGAUGGAGAACUUCCAGACAUGAAGUGUGAUGACAUGUUGACAUGUUACAUGUUUCACAUGUAUGUGGGCGUUCGAGCAGGCGGAGGGAUUGGCGACCAAAUUGAGGAUCCUGCGGGCGAUGAGUACGAGAUCUACCGGAUCAUCUUUGACAUUACAUUCUUCUUCUUUGUCAUUGUAAUCCUGCUGGCCAUCAUACAGGGUUUGAUCAUUGAUGCUUUUGGUGAACUGAGAGACCAGCAGGAACAAGUCAAAGAAGACAUGGAGACCAAAUGUUUUAUCUGUGGAAUAGGAAAUGAGUAUUUUGACACAGUACCACAUGGGUUUGAAACUCACACACUACAAGAGCACAACUUAGCCAACUACUUAUUCUUUUUGAUGUAUCUGAUAAACAAAGAUGAAACUGAGCACACAGGCCAGGAGUCUUAUGUAUGGAAGAUGUACCAGGAGCGCUGCUGGGAGUUUUUUCCUGCUGGUGACUGUUUCCGGAAACAGUAUGAGGAUCAACUGAACUGAGCUCAGUCUGUCCUUCAUCGUGGCCGUCUGUUUGCUCUCUGAGAAGCAGCCAAACAACUCUGUCCUCUCUGUUCCACUUGUCAGUCCAAGCGGAUCCAGAUGUUCUUCCCUUCCUCAAGCCAUCCUUAUUUAGACAGUCAGCCUGCUAACUCUGACCUAACCUUCAGCCCACUUUGUUUGAAUGCUUCUUGUACAUAAACAAUAUAAGAUUCUAAUAUGUACCAUAUGUGACUGAUGGCAUGUCAAGAUUUUUAUCUCAAGUGAUCUUUUUGUUUUGUUGUUGUUUGUUUCACUUUAUUCUACGUACAGGACAUGUUAACAUGCAAAAAAUAGAGCAAAGAAAUCUAAAAGGAUGUGAAAAAGCCUGAAAGCCAUUCAGAGCAAAAAAACUGUUCCACAUGUUCAUGUUAGCUGUAGACCCAGGAGGUAAAAACACAACACAGUUCACUCACUCACUCAUUCAUUUCCAGCAGAACAAAGCAGCAGCUGCCAUGUUGAUGUGACAACUGUGUUGCACAUCUGAGAGAGUGAAUGCUUCAUUCAAGCACAGUGCAGUCUGAGGAGAAACUGGGUGCUGCUGAUGAAAGCAGAGCCUUCUGGUUGAUGAAGUUUGCAGAUGUUUGUUCAUAACCAGCCUGUGUACACACACACACACACACACACACACACACACACACACACACACACACACACACACAAUAUAAUAAACAGGUGCCACCUGCUGCUGGAGUAGCUUUAAGAUUUGAUUUUAUUGAGAGGCUUUUAAACUUUAGUUCUUCUUUUUGUUACGCUGUGGAGAAAAAUUCAUGUCAGAGGACAUGUUUGUUUGUUGUGCUGGAUUAAAGUCAGAGUGCAGUCUAGUGUUACUGAAUGCACCACAAUACCUUGAUAAGGAAUGUUUAUCUUGCUUUUCGACAGAGGAUCAAUCAAUUUCUAAAAUUUAGCUGAUGCUGGUUUCAGUAUUUAUAUAUUUUCAUGCAAACAACCAAAUGAACUUGUUUUGGUCACCUUUAUAAAUACAGUUUAUUUUUGGCUUGUCUGGUGGAUAACCUAAGAGCAGACUUGAUGCUUAUGAUUAUCUGGUUUUCUGAGAAAGAAUUGAUGUUAUUGACAGUAUUGAUGGUUUGCUCUAGUGAAGGCGUCACAGAGGGACAGCGUCUCCUGAAAGGCCGUGUAACAGGAAGCCGUGGCUGACCAUCUUCACUGUUCACACAUCCAGUGAUGCAUCGCUCCAAACAAAGCAGUCUCUUUAACAGGGACACCUUCCACAUGUCCCUCUGUUUUAAGGUCUGGCCCUUCAUUCAAAACAGAAUGGAAUAACAGCGUUAGAAUAUGAAAUGAGUUUUGGAUGGGAGCUGUGUUGUUUCAGAGGUCGCUCCAAAGAAACAAAACCCAUCCAGCAAUCAUUAUUCUUUUUUUAUGCUUAGUAAUGCUCUUAUAAAAUACAACAAAAUAUGUUAUUCUUUUCAAGAAAUGUUUAGAAAUAAAGUCAUUGCAUGGAAACUAUUGCAGUCUAAUGAACCUGAGACAAUUUAAGGUCAACUAUAAAUUGCAUAAAACUUUUCAUUAGGAUUAUUUAAAAAGUUUAGUUUUAGGUUUACUGUACAUCUAGAUGUUAAGUAUUUUGACACAUUGCAUCCCUUAAAGAGAAACACCUUAUUUCAUUGUGUAUCUUUUCCUUACUAUAUGCAAUUUAUAAGAGAAAUCUUUAAUGAUGAUUUGGUUCAAGCAAUACCUCUUCAUUGAAUGUACUGGAGGGUCUGUAUAUUGUUAAUGGCAAACAAAGAUAGGACAACACAUUGUUGCUAAAGUUUAUUUCAGUUAAAUAAAUGCACGUAUUUAUUCAUUUAUUCUAUGUUAAUUUGUUUGAAUGUUCCUUUGCCUUAAAGAUGAAGCACAUAGAAGGAAGUAACUGGUCCUUUUCCUGUCUUGACUGAAAACAAUCAAGCUGGUAACUUUGCACUGAACAGGUCAUGGUGGUUUUCUUCUCCUCAUCAAACCAAAUGCACUACGGUCGACCCCUGUCAGGAAGAGUACGCUGUCUGAACACGUAAACCUAAACCAUGUUUAGGUAUUAAAGUGAAGAUGGGAAUCCUCAAGGGCCGGGUUUCCAACAAUCGAGGAUGGAUCCGGUGAAGCAACUUCAGCUUUGAAGCAGUGUUUGCUAGCUUCUGCUACCUCUGUCUUUCUAUCAGCUCUAUCUGAUCUCAAAAUGAUAAUGGAAUCAUUUUUAGUCUUUUGGUUCAUAUGUUGAAGUUGCUUCAUUGUACAGGCCACUAGAGGACUGUUGUUCCACGAAGAGCCAUGUUUACUGGUUACAUUUAGGUUAGUGACACUGCAUGCAUAGUUAGCCUUGCUAACUUGACCAGCAAAAAAGGGUGAAAGAGGCAGCCAACAUGUGUAAUGUGCGUGUGUGUGUGUGUGUGUGUGUGUGUUUCCAUGUUGUCAUGCCAUGCUGACAUCAUGCCUUUUUUUUCUACUCCUGCAGUACCGCCUCAGACUGUAGAAUUUGGAUCAUGUGAACGUAAACAUUUCAAUAUUUACCAUGAGGAGGCAUGUUUAGUUUGCCUUUCAGUAGUGCAUUAUAUAGACCUUUUGAAUAAAUUAUUGCUACUUUUGACCAAGGGAAAUGUAAAAGAGGGACUGGGUAAAUGAAAUUGCAUGGUCUGGAAAAUAAAUCUUUAUUUAUACA